AUGGUGAUCUUGAUGUGCCCGAUAAAGAAGAGGCGCGAGUUCUACCGCCACCUCGUCGAAUACGAAUGGGAGGCGGUUUGCGGCGCCUUCUGCUACAUGUUCCUGUCGCCACACUGUGGACCGCCGGAGACUUUGAAGAGGAUCUGCGACUGCCUCCUCUUCCUCGAUGCCGAGGCGUCAUCGAAGGUGGAGCUAGAUGUCGAGACGGCGGAGGAGAUGCAUCAGAUGAAUGCCAAGCUCCAGCAGACCGCCGUCGCAAUGGUCGAGUACCUGCGAGACUACGAGCAGGAGGAGCUGUGGUACAGCGAGGUCGGCGCAGAAAUUCUGGCUGACUUCCAGUUUGUAGAUGCUCGGCUGUUCUUCUUUCGGCCGCGGCUGCAGCGGAUUCUGUGCGACAUGUGGCAUCCGAAGUACGACCAUGUCAGCGACUGGGAGUACAUGUGCUACGUGCUGAAGUUUCAUGCCGGCAACAUCAUGGGGCUCAUUUUGCUGAUUCCCUGCGCACUGUGCCCGAGUCUGGAAAGUUAUGUGUACAACAGGAAAAUCUUGAUGGAGAGAGAUAUACGAAAGAAGCGAGAUGAGGAUCGGCAGAAGAUUGAGAGGGAGGCCAGCGAGGAGAAAUCGCGGCGAAUGACCUGGAAAGCCAAAACACAAGCGGACACCAUCAACGGAAAGAAGCAAAAGGAAAUCACCGAUCUUUGGAUGAACAGCUGCCUGACGAUCCUGCUUCCGCGCCAGAAGAAGUACCUCGCAAUCUUCACGAACCUGGCCUUUGUGGCCUUCCUGGUGCUCUACGACCCCAAUCAGGGCUACGCCUUUACGAUUCUGAUGCUGAGUGGCGGAGCUUUGUACUCCGAGAUUCUGCAACUCUUGGGCUCCGGCAUGACGCCGAAGGCGAUUGAGAGGAGCAUCCGCCUCUGGCUGAUGGACAGGGUGAACAUCGCAGAGUUCAUCGCAUUUGGGUUCAUUUGCAUCAGCUGCAUCUUCCGCCUGAUCCACGAGUCCCAGGAAGGGGAGGAGCCGAACUACAUCCAAGCCAUGUGGGCGUGCGGCGUCUUCUUCAUGGGCAUGUCGCAGGGCGUGAGCCUCCUGAGGAUGUCGUCGGUUUACGGACCCCUGGUGUCGAUGAUGGUGCAGAUGAUCGUGGACAUGAUUCGAUGGAUUGCUCUAUUGCUGCCCAUCAUUGUCAGUCUCGUCGGCGCGUUCAUCACGCUCUUCAAGCAGCGGAGUCGGGGCGGCAGCGGCGCGGAGAACUGGGCGCAGGACACGUCCUGCGCGAUGUUCCAUCCCGCGACAGCAGACUGGUUCACUGGUGUCUUGCUGCUCUUCGAGAUCCAGAUCGGCAAAGACGUGCCGUUCGAUUGCCUCGAGGCAUCACCACACGCGACCGUCGCGCCGCAGAUGCUGAAUUUUGGUCUUUGGCUCAUCGUCAUUCUCAUGCUGAACAUGCUGAUUGCCAUGAUGGCGAAGACCUUCGAUCGAAUCUUUGAGAAGUCCAUGGUGGACUACCAAUACAACUUUGCCGGAUUCGUCUUGCAGAUGCGGCAAGAGCACGCUGUGCCCCCUGUCCUCCGUCUCUUCAGCCUUCCCUGGACGCUGGGGAAGAACAUCUACUUGCAGACGUGUGGCAGAGAAAAGGAGGACAAAACCAGAGGCACAAGUGUCAAGCGCUACAACCUGCGCGAGUCCUUCUUCAAGGAUUCCGCCGAGGCUGUGAAAGACCGGGAGGCCACCCCAGGUCAGAGCAGCGCAGUCAUCAACCCCACGAACCUGAAUGCCGGUCUUGAGGCACCUUUGACGGACGUUGUGGCGCCGGCAGAGGGCAUGCUUGAGCCGGGACCCUCCGUUCAGGCCCCCUCCCAGAACAAGACAAUGGAGACGUAUGAGCUCUCGGUGCAUAUGUCAAAGCUGGUGGAGAAGUUUCUCGAGGAGCAUGAUUCGGAUGCCGCCUUCCAGGAUGAGCAGUUUCGGCGGCAGGUGGCACAGAAGCUUUGGAAGCUGGAUUCCCACGUCGAGGAUCUCAUCGACUUCUGGAAAGUCAACACCCGCCGCAGCUACAAGGCCCAACGCGCACAGCUGCGGAAGAAGCAGCUCUUGAAAAACGUCUCCUCGGCCCUGGCAGACAAGAUGAAGUCUUCAAGAGGCUUGAGCAAAGGAGCCAAGAAGAUAAACAAAGCCUUGUUUAACCUUCAGGUCAGCAAGCUUGGCAAGGACACAGAGUAG
Molecule: messenger RNA, 2223 nt
Organism: Symbiodinium sp. CCMP2592
Lineage: Eukaryota; Dinophyceae; Suessiales; Symbiodiniaceae
Source: the annotation of a GenBank genome assembly